Amborella trichopoda is the source of this 2064-nucleotide messenger RNA. RefSeq names its product Mitochondrial substrate carrier family protein. Gene Ontology annotation, biological process: transmembrane transport. NCBI's taxonomy places the organism in Eukaryota, Viridiplantae, Streptophyta, Magnoliopsida, Amborellales, Amborellaceae. The record is from RefSeq and is a predicted model, not a curated record.
AUGUGAGUCCCAAAAAUCUCAAUCUAGGGAACUAAACAGGCCAUUGGGUGAAAGAUGUAUUUAGGAGAAUUUUUUUAUGAUCAUCAUCAUUAUUCAUUUGAGCAUUUUUCUAACUAUUUAGGGUGAGCAACACAACUCCAAACGGGUGAGCACGAGAUUUUUUGUGAUUUGGGUUCCAUCUUUUGACUUCUCUUGUUCUUUGUGAUUUGAAAAUUUGGGUUCCAUCUUUUGACUGCUGUUGUUCAUCAAACAAGCGAUGAAUCGAACGGUCACAUCUCUCCUUUAACCUUUGUAACCCUAGGAUUUAGGCCCAAUGUUUUUUUUUCAAAACCAAUUUCUUCCCUCCCAUCCAGCCCAUUUUCGCUCUCUUGUAUGUUUCGGCUCUCUUUCUUUCAUUUCAAGCUUUCAAAUGGUGGGGUUUCAUUUCUCUCUCUACUAUGACUUAAACCCUGAAGCCUAAUACCGUUUUUCAAGCACUCUCUCUCUCUCUCUAAACAUUUGGUUACUUCUUCGCCCUCGCCUUCUGAAAACCCUAAACCCCCCAACGUCACAUACCAGGAGUCACUCCCUCUUUCCAACCCUAAACCCUAAACCCCAAACCCCUACCGUCAAAUACCAGGAGUCACUCCGUCUUUCCAACGUGAAGGUUUUGGCGUCCAUGGUUGAAGCAAUGAGCCCAGAGGGCGAUAAAGUGGCUGGAACUUCUCUGAGCACUGCAAACACCGCUCAGUUCUUUGUAUGGAGGGAAUUUGUGUGGGGUGGCCUAGCUGGGGCUUUUGGGGAAGGUAUCAUGCACCCGAUAGACACAUUGAAAACUAGAUUGCAAAGUUCAGCUAUAAUUGAUGGAUGCAAGGGCCAAAAGAGCAUAUUACAGAUGGUGCGAACGGUUUGGACUGCAGAUGGAUUAAGAGGCUUUUAUCGGGGAAUUGCUCCUGGGUUGACUGGAUCACUAGCCACAGGUGCUACGUACUUUGGUGUUAUCGAGUCUACAAAAAAGUGGGUGGAGGAAAUGCAUCCUAAUUUGGGGGGUCAUUGGGCACAUUUCAUUGCUGGUGGAGUUGGAGACACUCUUGGGUCUUUUGUAUAUGUGCCAUGCGAAGUGAUGAAACAGCGUAUGCAGGUCCAAGGCACAAGAAAAUCUUGGAGUGCUGUUCUUGCUAAGGAAAAUAUCUGUCACAAAUCUGGGGAGCAGAUGUAUGGAUACUAUUCUGGAAUGUUUCAGGCAGCGUGUUCCAUUAGGAAGCAGCAAGGAUUAAGGGGAUUGUAUGCUGGAUAUGGGUCUACACUUGUUAGAGAUGUGCCCUUUGCAGGUCUAAUGGUUAUGUUUUAUGAGGCCUUGAAGGAUUUCGCAGAGUAUUCGAAAAAGAGAUGGUUGCUUUAUCCAACUUCUUAUAGCUAUAAUUCCAUUGAGGGUCUCAUACUGGGUGGAUUAGCUGGUGGCGUCAGUGCAUACCUCACAACUCCAUUAGAUGUCAUCAAGACCAGGCUGCAAGUUCAGGGAUCUUCUCCAGUACAAGGGUUGGUCGGAUGCAGUGAGGAGGAUAUGGUUAAUGGAAGGAGCAAAGGGUUUCUUUAGGGGAAGCGUGCCUCGAAUCAUAUGGUAUGUGCCUGCUUCCGCUCUUACUUUCAUGGCAGUUGAGUUUCUUAGAGACCAUUUCAAUGAUGGAGUUGAACGUGAUGUCCAUGAAAUCGCAAGCAUAUCAAUUGACACUGGCUCUUCGACAAUGAGAAAAGUUGCUUGAUUUCGUGAGUUUCCUUCAUCUUCGCUAAUCAUUACCAUUCUUGUGGAAAAAACAUUACCAAUUUCAAUGUUAAUGUUCUUGGUGGCUUCGAUUUUUGUAAAUUGUUCUCUUUGUUAUCAUCAUCAUGGAAGCCUGAUUCUUAGAAUUCCUUUGAGCAAAGAACGCUCUUCCCUCUUCACAAGCUUGUAUAGAUACCUGAAAUGACCCCUUCUCAUUAAACUGGGUCAUUUGAUUGAAGAUUAUGUUCCAUUAGACAAGUGCCGGACCCUUUGGUCUAGGCUUGGAGAAACUUUCCUUCCUUUAUGAUAUUAGUUUUCUUUCU